Molecule: messenger RNA, 1068 nt
Organism: Cryptotermes secundus
Lineage: Eukaryota; Metazoa; Arthropoda; Insecta; Blattodea; Kalotermitidae
Product: serine/threonine-protein phosphatase 2A 56 kDa regulatory subunit epsilon isoform-like
Exons: 1
Coding region: 1-1068 (355 amino acids)
Biological process (GO): protein dephosphorylation; signal transduction
Cellular component (GO): cytosol; nucleus; protein phosphatase type 2A complex
Molecular function (GO): protein phosphatase activator activity
Source: RefSeq, a predicted model, not a curated record
AUGGACCCAGUGGCUGACCUGAAGGGAAAGGAAAUAAAACGAGCUACUCUGAAUGAGCUGGUGGACUACAUUGCAGCAGGCCGGGGUGUACUUACUGAGCCUGUUUACCCUGAGAUCAUCAGAAUGAUCUCAGCAAAUCUGUUCCGGACCUUGCCGCCCAGUGAUUUUGAUCCAGAAGAAGAUGACCCAACAUUAGAAGCGUCGUGGCCACACUUGCAGUUGGUGUAUGAGUUUUUCCUACGGUUCUUGGAAUCCUCUGACUUUCAGACCACCAUUGGCAAAAAAGUAAUAGACCAAAAAUCUGUGCUACAGUUAUUAGAUUUAUUUGACAGUGAAGACCCUCGUGAGCGUCAUUUCCUUAAGACAAUUCUACAUCGCAUCUAUGGAAAAUUCCUGGGGCUACGUGCUUUCAUACGCAAACAAAUAAAUAACAUCUUCCUUAGGUUUGUAUAUGAGACAGAGCAUUUUAAUGGCGUUGGAGAGUUAUUGGAAAUAUUAGGAAGCAUUAUCAACGGCUUUGCUCUACCGCUGAAGUCAGAACACAAGCAAUUCCUCGUAAAGGUUCUGCUGCCACUGCACAAAGUUAAACGUCUGUCAUUGUACCAAGCACAGCUGAUAUACUGUGUGCUUCAGUUCCUUGAAAAGGAUGCCACGCUAACUGAACCUGUUGUUAAAGGGCUACUCAAGUUCUGGCCUAAAACGUGCAGUCAGAAAGAGGUGAUGUUCCUUGGCGAGAUUGGAGAAAUUUUAGAUGUAAUUGAACCAUCACAGUUUGCCAAAAUUCAGGAACCGUUGUUCAAACAAAUUUCAAGAUGUGUCUCUAGUCCUAACUUUCAGGUUGCCGAAUGUGCACUGUACUUAUGGAGUAAUGAGUACAUAAUGAGCCUGACUGCGGAAAACAACCAUGUGAUCAUGCCAAUAAUGUUCCCAGCUCUGUACCGCAUCAUCAAAGAGCACUGGAACCAAACAAUUGUGGCUCUUGUAUACAGCAUGCUCAAAACCUUCAUGAAAAUGAACAGUAAGCUUUUUGAGGAGCUCACAGCUAAGGCUGAGAGACAAAAUGUGUGA